ACUCUUUCGAGCCCGAUACAGUAGUGCACUCGCUAGGAGCUCGAGAGGACAAGUGUACUGCAAACAUUGUUUACACGGAUUUCAGCUCGUUAUUGUUAACAGAGAGCGCUUGUCUUCGUCCGUGAACAGAGCUCUCACUGACGGCUGAUUGACUGCUGUGUGUCAGACGGGAUGGUUUGCUUUGAGAGCUGGUAGAUCACAGGAUUUGUAUUUCCUCCUGGUGUGCUGGUGAACCCUGACACAAUGAAGUCAGAUAUACCAUAUCAAAAGAUGGUUGAUGUGGAGCUAAGCAGAGGAGAAACUCAUCUUGGCUCACAAAAGCAUUACAGGUGCCUGAUCAUCCUCACCUGUUUAACCACAAUACUGCUGAUCCUCCUGUCACUCCAAACCCUGCUUGUUCCCAUGGCAACAUCCUCCUCCUCCUCCUCCUCAUCUGGAGAGCAGGAGCAUCUUCUAAUCAGAGAAACCUGUACUGAUCCCUGCAGGAUUGUUCUAGUGGAGAGUAUUCCUGAGGGACUGGUGUUUAACUCCUCGACCACUCAUCAGUCCAUUUAUGAAGCCUGGCUCAACCUUAUAUCUGGUGCUCAGACCAGUCUGGACAUCGCCUCCUUCUACUGGACUCUCACCAAUAACGACACACAGACACACGAGGCCACAGCCAAUCAGGGUGAGCAGAUUCUGGAGGAGCUAGGGCAGCUCUCGGGGAGAGUCUCUGUCCGAAUUGCAAUCGAUAAACCAUCAGAGAAAAAACCUAUGGAUGACAUCAAGUUCCUGACUGAUUCUGGAGCUGACGUGCGGAUGGUGAAUAUGCGAGAGCUGACGACAGGUGUGCUGCACACUAAAUUCUGGAUCGUGGAUAAGAAGCACAUCUACAUAGGAAGCGCCAAUAUGGACUGGAGGUCACUAACACAGGUGAAGGAGUUGGGUGCCGUUGUGUAUGACUGCAGCUGUCUUGCUGAGGAUCUUGGCAAGAUCUUCGAGGCUUAUUGGUACCUGAAUCAGACCACGACCGUUCCUGCACACUGGCCCAAAAAUUACUCCACAGUGUACAAUAAGGACACACCCAUGCAGCUGUCACUCAAUGGGACCGAUGCCAGCGUCUAUCUAUCAAGCUCUCCUCCUUCACUGUGCGCCGAGGGCCGGACUCCAGACCUGCAGUCUAUCCUCAGCGUCAUCGCUGAUGCCCAGCAGUUCGUCUACAUCGCUGUGAUGGACUAUCUGCCCACUAUGGAGUACUCCAGCCACAAAAGGUACUGGGCAGAUAUCGACACCCAGCUGCGGAGCGCGGCUUAUGAGCGUAAUGUUCGUGUGCGUCUGCUGAUCAGUUGUUGGGAAAAUACCAACCCCAUCAUGUUCCCUUUCCUCCGUUCACUAGCAUCCUUACAGGACAAGAGCACACUGGAUAUUCAAGUGAGAAUUUUUACUGUGCCUGCCAACCCUCGACAGAAACACAUUCCCUACGCCAGAGUCAACCACAACAAGUACAUGGUCACAGAUAAAGUUGCUUACAUAGGUACUACUUUUACAUUUUGUUCUUCUUAUUGCAUUUCUAAAACAUCUGAACUAGUGCUGUGA
Molecule: messenger RNA, 1575 nt
Organism: Carassius gibelio (silver crucian carp)
Lineage: Eukaryota; Metazoa; Chordata; Actinopteri; Cypriniformes; Cyprinidae
Product: 5'-3' exonuclease PLD3-like
Exons: 11
Coding region: 244-1575 (443 amino acids)
Molecular function (GO): catalytic activity
Source: RefSeq, a predicted model, not a curated record